UCUCGUAUCUCUCUCUCUUUCUCUCUCUCUGUGUGAAAUCAGAAAAAGCUGAGAGAGAUUUGGUUUUUGAACUUUCUCUUUUAUUUAUUUACGGUAUCAGAUCUCAAAAACCACAAAGCUUCAAUUGCUUUUGUACUUUCAGCAUCGGAUUCUGAAUCACCUUCCACAGCAAGCUAUUGUCAGAGACUCAUAUCGGAUUCUACAAGUGCCUUUUUUUGUCUUCAUUGUGUGAAUCAUGUGGAGGUUCAAACCAUUUAUGCAAAAAGAACCUGUGGGGCUUGAAGGCCGUUCUCUUGAUGUUGGAAAUCUUAAAAUUAAUGUCCGAAAUGCCAUUGCGGAGGGAGGUUUCUCUUGUGUAUACUUAGCUCGGGACCUUGUGAAUGUGUCAAAGCAGUAUGCUUUAAAGCACAUUAUAUUUAAUGAUGAGGAAUUAGAGGAAUUGGUGAUGAAGGAGAUCUCAGUGUUGAAGUCACUUAAGGGACAUCCUAAUGUUGUCACACUCUAUGCCCAUACCAUCUUGGAUAUGGGACGAACUAAAGAAGCAUUCCUUGUGAUGGAAUUCUGUGAGAAAUCUCUGGUUAAUGUGCUGGAAAGCAGAGGAUCCGGAUUUUUUGAUGAGAAACAGGUCCUCUCAAUCUUCAGGGAUGUCUGUAAUGCUGUUUUUGCCAUGCACUGCCAGUCCCCACCCAUUGCCCACAGAGACUUGAAAGCUGAGAAUCUUUUGCUGGGAUCUGAUGGAGUAUGGAAGUUGUGCGAUUUUGGCAGCACCUCUACCAAUCAUAAGCGUUUUGAGAAGCCUGAAGAAAUGGGCAUUGAAGAAGAUAAUAUCAGGAAGCACACAACACCUGCUUAUAGAGCACCCGAGAUGUGGGAUCUCUUUCGGAGAGAACUUAUAAAUGAGAAGGUAGACAUAUGGGCGCUGGGUUGCCUCCUCUAUCGGAUUUGCUACUUCAAAAGUGCAUUUGAUGGAGAAUCAAAGCUUCAAAUUUUAAAUGGGAAUUAUCGCAUUCCAGAGUUACCCAAAUAUGGCUCCUCUGUUACAGACCUGAUCAAAGAGAUGCUUCAAUCUUCACCAGAUGACAGACCAGACAUCACGCAGGUGUGGUUUCGUGUUAAUGAGCAGUUACCUGCUAAUCUUCAGAAGUCUUUACCUGAUAGGCCACCUGAAAUGAAAUCCGCGGACAUACAUGAAGGUAUUCCAAAGCCUGCAUAUAAGGCGCAUCCAGUGCCUCGCAGAAGUCCGCCACCCCCACCUUCAUCUGGAGAACAAACUAGGAACACAUCACAACCUUCUUCUAGGGCAGGGGGAGGUGGGGGGCAGCUUGGUGCUUUCUGGUCCAGUCUGCAUGCAAAAGAUUCAGUUGUUCCUGAGGAUAUGACAAGACCCAAAUUUGAUGAAGAACCUACUACCCAUGGUACAUCAAAAAAUGAUCAAUUUAAGCCUGAGAAUCUUCCUUUACCUAGGAAUACUAGCCCUGCAAAAGAGGCAGACAUACAAACUUAUACUGUUCGAAAAAAUGCACAUGGUAAAUCACAAAAGGCUGAGGAUGGCUCUCCCAAGGAUUUUGAGAUGACAUUUUCCCAUAAGGGUACAGACCGUGGCACACAUAGGCCAAAACCAUCAAAAGUUGAGACUACAGCUACUUUUCAAGAUGACACUUUUAACACUUUUGUUGCUGAAUUUGAUACUGAGAAGUUUAGCUCCACAGUUAGUAAUAGUAAUUCUGAAAAGGAGGAAGCAUUAGAGGCUGAAGUAGCGAGGCUGAAGGGGCAGCUGAAGCAAACAAACUUGGAGAAGGUUGAAAUAACUUCAAAAUUUGAAAAGCUAUCUGCCAUUUGUCGAUCUCAAAGACAGGAGAUUCAAGAGCUCAAGCAAGCACUUGCUGCUAGAAAUCCAUCACCAAAUAAAAAUGUUUCAAAAAUUCAAACCUCUCCUGCAACUCCUUUGCAAAAGGACAAGAUUGAAGGAACAAUUUGGGAACCACAGCAAGAAAAAUCUGACAGGAAUAGUGUGAGCCCAGAGCCAAAGCAAUGGCAAGCAUUUGCUGAGGAACCUAAGCCACAGAAACCUCUUUCAAAAGAGAACCCUUCCAAAUCUGUUAGGACAAGAAAUGGUCACCAAACUAAGCAGGCUGCACAAGCAAACACUGGUUUUGAUUCAUGGGGUUUUGGAACAGAGAGUUUCUCAGCUGCCCCCAGUAAUAGCCCUCAGAUAUCAAAACCCAUCAGUGACGGAAAUAAUGCUCAGCGUUUUGGGGAGGCAAAGAUUGCAGAUACCAAGCCAGCUUCUCAACCUGCUGGAUGGGCAGGUUUUUAACUCAAGGCCAUCUGGGAAGUUAUAAUGGAGGUAUUCUGUGAGAACCCCACUAUAUUUCUUGGCACCCUUGGUGAGAAAAAUGAGAAUAGUGAAAAUUUAGUAACUUAUUGGCUUUUGGGCUUGAUUUGUGUUCUCUGGGUGCUUGUGUUUUAUAGAUGCUUUAAUGCGGAAACAUUUGUGAUAUUAUUCUUGACUAAGUACCAGACUACAGGUGUAUACUUUAAUGCAUGUCUCAAUUGUUGUUUAAAGUUC
Messenger RNA from Quercus lobata, 2569 nucleotides. RefSeq names its product AP2-associated protein kinase 1-like. Gene Ontology annotation, cellular component: cytoplasm. NCBI's taxonomy places the organism in Eukaryota, Viridiplantae, Streptophyta, Magnoliopsida, Fagales, Fagaceae. The record is from RefSeq and is a predicted model, not a curated record. Gene Ontology annotation, biological process: protein phosphorylation. The coding region runs from base 236 to 2317 and encodes 693 amino acids. The transcript is spliced from 8 exons. Gene Ontology annotation, molecular function: protein serine/threonine kinase activity; ATP binding.